Tympanuchus pallidicinctus (lesser prairie-chicken) is the source of this 1813-nucleotide messenger RNA. It is a transcript of the gene UPP1, whose product is annotated as uridine phosphorylase 1. Bases 444 to 1385 code for a protein of 313 amino acids. Gene Ontology annotation, biological process: uridine catabolic process; nucleotide catabolic process. The transcript has 8 exons. NCBI's taxonomy places the organism in Eukaryota, Metazoa, Chordata, Aves, Galliformes, Phasianidae. The record is from RefSeq and is a predicted model, not a curated record. Gene Ontology annotation, cellular component: cytosol; cytoplasm. Gene Ontology annotation, molecular function: uridine phosphorylase activity.
GGAAGGCUUUGUCACUCGGAUCUUCCUGGAAAGGGCAUCCCCUGAUAGAGCUAGCUUUGCACGUAGUCACUGCUGAAAGUGAUAGCAGAUCAUCUUGUUUAUUUAUGCAUUUAUUUCGUGUAGGUUAGGGUAAUGGAUUAGAAAAGGGGAUGAGAGAGGGAUAGGAGCGCUGUUAUUUCUGGGAACUCGUGUUUGGUCACCUUUACUCUGCGGGAGGCACAGAUAGAAGUGCUUUUAGGGUUACGAGGAGGAGCUUCGGGAGGAGGAGAUGAUGAGUAAGAGGUUCCCUGGAACUCGUGUUUUAGGCGUAUGACAGUUAGAGAGGAGCUGUGGGGACCGGCCAGAGCCAUCAGAGGAACAGACAGAGCCCCCACAAAGGCCUCUGUCCUGCAGUAAGGCAGGUGCUGCUGGACAACAGAAGCAGUGGUGAGGUUCAAGCAUACAUGGCUCCUGGUGUCUCAAAUGAGAAGAAAAUGGAAGAUGAACAGUCUUCAAGAGAAAAUUCUAUCCAUCUCUGCAACCCUCACCUGGAAAAAAUGAAAGAAGACAUCCUAUACCAUUUUGCUCUUGGGACCGGUACCCAUGAUUUUCCUGCACUGUUUGGAGAUGUAAAGUUCGUGUGUGUAGGAGGAAGUCCUUCACGGAUGAAAGCUUUUAUUGCCUACAUAGCUGAAGAACUUGGACUUGGGAGCCCUGGUGAUGACUACCCCAACAUCUGUGCAGGAACUGACCGUUAUGCCAUGUACAAAGUGGGACCCGUUCUGUCAGUCAGUCACGGUAUGGGCAUUCCUUCUAUUUCAAUCAUGUUGCACGAGCUGAUCAAAAUGUUGUAUCAUGCCAAGUGUUCCAACAUAACCAUUAUUCGCAUUGGCACCUCGGGUGGAAUAGGUCUGGAGCCAGGCUCAGUGGUUAUAACCAGGCAGUCUGUAGAUGCCACCUUCAAACCUCAGUUUGAACAGGUUGUCCUGGGAAAAACUAUAAUUCGCAGCACAAAUCUAGAUGAAGAGCUGGCUAAAGAGCUGCUGCAGUGCAGUAAAGAAAUCAAUCAGUUCAAUACUGUCAUUGGAAACACUAUGUGCACUUUGGAUUUCUAUGAAGGACAGGGCAGGUUGGAUGGUGCGAUCUGCUUGUAUAAUGAAGAAGAAAAACUGCAAUAUUUGAAGGAAGCUUAUGAUUCUGGCGUCAGAAACAUUGAGAUGGAAUCUUCUGUCUUUGCUGCCAUGUGCAAUCUCAGCGGUGUCAGAGCUGCUGUAGUGUGUGUCACUCUCCUGAAUCGGCUCGAAGGGGACCAGAUCAGCAGCUCACACGAUAUACUUGUGGAGUAUCAGCAGAGACCACAGAAAUUAGUGGGAUAUUUUAUUAAGAAAAGUCUUGGGAAAGUAUGACGUGUCUGUCUUUGAUUUUUAGAAACAGAAGGCUUUUGCACAGCAGAAGUCGUGGUCAUGACCUCCGUGCAUUAAAGGUUCUUUGCCUCAGAAUAGCUUUCAGCAUUCCAUGUACAUGUGGAAGUUAAUCAUUUGUGUCAGUGUGCUUUGGGAACUGAGUGUGCUGAAUGCGCUUCAGUUAAGAUUAGUUAUUGUUGCUGGGAUUUAAGAUUCCCUUUUCUGAGUGGAAAGUGGAUCUGUUGUGAAGGAGAAGCUUGCUGUGACAUAUGAAAAAGCUUCAUUUAUCCCUGCUGCUAAAGGAAAAGUAGGAAGAAAACAAAGUACUUUUUUGGAAAGUACUUGCAAACCACCAAAUUAAAAUUAAUUUAAGAAUGUUAAUACCUUCCUUGUUGUUUUUUAAAAAAUAUAUAAAGUUAUAUAAAUUAUAA